This is a messenger RNA of Puntigrus tetrazona (Sumatra barb), 3981 nucleotides long. It is a transcript of the gene azi2, whose product is annotated as 5-azacytidine induced 2. Gene Ontology annotation, biological process: canonical NF-kappaB signal transduction. Lineage: Eukaryota; Metazoa; Chordata; Actinopteri; Cypriniformes; Cyprinidae. The transcript is spliced from 8 exons. Gene Ontology annotation, cellular component: cytoplasm. The record is from RefSeq and is a predicted model, not a curated record. Bases 250 to 1293 code for a protein of 347 amino acids.
GAUAAACGUCGAAAAAAUGAAUCGGCUUUCUCCGGUUCGCGGGCCGACUGAGCGCGAGCGCGACGCGGUUCCGCUUCCGCCGGAAGUCGGGGCGAGCGGAGACGAGCGCUUCCUGGAGAGUGUUUGCGCCGCCGCCGCCGGAGCGUCAGUGCCGUUCGGUCUCCCAGACCCGCCGUUGUUUCGCCUCCCUAUCAUGGUUCACCCCCGGUUCGGCGUCUGCUUCCCGCGCUGACCGCUGUCUGCUCUGGGAUGGAGUCUCCGGCGGUGGAUGAUGAUAUCUGUAUCCUGAAGCAUGAGACGGCGUACGGGCCGCCCGAGAGUCCCGUGUCCGUCUGCUCCGGGGACGAGUCGGUGGCGUCUCACUUCGCUCUGGUCACUGCCUACGAAGACAUCAAGAAGAGACUCCGAGACACGGAGAAGGAGAACGGUCUGCUGCGCCGGAGAGUCAAGCAGCUGGAGGACAAGCACUUCCGCCCCGAAGCGCCUCCGUCUGAAGGACCGCAGUACAUGAACAAAGCCUUCAGCGCGUACCGCGGCAUCUACAUCGAGAAGGAGGACUUACAGAUGGAGCUUAAAAAAGUGAAAAAAGAGAAGCAGGAUUCAGAGAGGCUUCUGACGGAGCAGCUGCAGGCCAAAGAGCUGGAGCUUCUGCAGCUCAGAUCAGAGAUGGAGACGAGCCAAGUGAUGAAGAGUCUGACGGAUACGGCCGAUUACUGGCAGGUGGACAGAAGCAACAGUGAAAUGAAGAUCCACUCCCUGCAGGAGCAGCUGGAGCGCUUACAGCUCGAGAACCACGCGCUGCACAAGCUCUGCCGGGCCGGACAGGAUGUUUGUGAAAACUGUGUGGCUGAUGAAGAUCAGUGUCACGAACUUCUGACAGACGUCAGGACGACGGCCAUCGUUCAGUCGUAUCAGGACGUCCUCAGUGAAGUGUCCCGUCUUCAGACGACCGUCCGGUCUCAGGCGGAGCUGGUGAGGAAGAUGAGAGACAGACCAGCGCCGCCGCUCUUCAGACGAGUGCAGUGCCUGGAUGAUGUUCAGAGGAGCAGUGUCCCUCGUCCCCCCAGCGCUCCCCCGCUGCCCUCGGCCCCCGACGGCCCCCAGGAGCCCUGGCCCCUCCCGCGUCCGGCCCCGCUGGGCAGCCCCGGAGUGCGUCUCAAUCCUCCGCCGCGCAUGAGCUCGCUGGACGACAGCUCCUGGUCCUUCCCCAGUCCUCCGCGGCCCAGCGACGCUCUGUUCUGGGACCAGACCAAACCCAGGAGCCCCGCCGGCGACUGGGCCCAACCCUACUGAGCCCCGGGCCCCGACCCUCCACACCUUACCUGCCUUAACACACACACACACACACACACCCCUCUCUGGAUGAUCCCGGAUGAGCAAAUACCUCGAGCAGACUGGGACGGAGACUAGGGUUGGUUAUCGUUAAAUGCCAACAAUUCCAAUUCUUACCGAUUCCAAAAAUAGAGCAGAAAAUCAGGCACAUCCAAAAUAAAACGUUCUGUUUGCAUAACGUGUGUGUACUGUGUGUAUAUAAAGGCACGCACACACACACACCAUAUAUUGUUAUAUUCACAUGUAUAUAUUUAUGUUCAUAUUAAUAUAAUUUAUAUCAUAUUUAACUACAUUUAAUAUAUAAGUGUACAUUUUUUCUCAAGUGUAUGCUUGUACGUGCGUGUAUUUAUAUGUACAUGAUCAAUAAAUAUAUACACAAUGCACACACAUGCAAACAAUAUUUGUCCGAGAUGCAACUAUUAAAAAAUCUGGAAUCUGAGGGUGCAAAAAAACCAAAAUAUUCAGAAAAUUGCCCAAAUAAAGUUCUUAGUGAUGCAUAUCACUAAUGAAAAUGUAAGUUUUGAUGAAUAUCUUCACGGAACAUGAUCUUUACUUUUUUGGCAUAAAAGAAAACUGUAUAAUUUUGACUGAUGCAGUGAACUGUUGUCUAUUUCUACAAAUAUAUCUGUGCUCUCACGACUGCUUCUGUUCUCCAGAGACACAUUUGUUCUGUCGGUUCUUGCAGAACUGUUCAUUUCAUCUGAAUACCAUGAACAGAAAUCAUCCGGCUGCGUUAAACCUGGACUCAGCUGAGAGAUGUGUGUGUGUGUGUGUGAAACAGAGAGAGCCGCACGAUUAUGGAUUCUUCUAAAGGAAGGUUCUCUCCCAGUUCUGCAUUCAGCUAAUCAUGGAACGAUUCAAUGACUCACUCAAAAUGCGCUUGUUUCGCUACUGAACGAAUCAGUGCUUUUGAACGAAUCUCCCGAGCGAAUGACUCAAAGACAAAUGCGUUUGAUGAAUUUGUCAUUUUACAAGCGUCCGGUGCUUCUGGAAUUGGAAUUGAUUUUUUUCGGUUCCCAACCCUGUCCCUGUCCUACAUCGUGAUUGGCCUGCGUUCAUCUCCUGGGCGGAGUUGACUGGUUCUUGUAUUUAUUAAUGUGUGAAGGGAAGGCUUUAAGCUCAAGCGCUCCUCGAAGGUUGUUUCUGUAGAAACGCGUCUGUCGUGUGUUGAUGCCCGUUCGAAUCAGAACACCAUGUUUUAGUGUGUAGAGUUAGUCUAUAAAAGAAAGGCUUUAAACAGGGUCUCGCAGCGAACGGCUCGCUCUGAUUAGUUCAAUCUGUUUUCGUAUUCGUUCUUCUUCCGCUCUGGAAGUCGUAGAACCGCUUUUGAGGAAGUGGUGAAACUCGGCACACGGAUCGAGGUCGCUCUCGACACGCUAACCCUCUAUUUUUCUGCCAUUUCAACAAUUUUCCCCGCCAUUUCGAAAACUCUUCUUCUAAGGCUGUUGCUCCAAUUUUUAAAAGGUUUGUACCGCAUCGUCUUCGGAUUUAUAAGUUGAUCAGUCCAAAAUUUACAAAAACACGAUGUUGUUUCUUCGCCACGCUUUAGUAUGUUCGAUGUUAUAACCGCCGUGACCUGAGGUCACCUGCACAGUGCCACCUAGUGGACAGGAGAUCAGAAUAUGGGUAUUUUUUAUUAUAACUUCUGAACGGUUUGGCCAAAGCAUCCAAAGAGUUGUCGUUGCACUUUUGCGACGACUUCCGAGUUCGUCGAUACCCGAUACGCAAAUGUCGGCUGUUUCGGGUUUUAUCGCGAAAUGCCGUUUUUUUUACGAAUACUUUGGCGUGUCGUUACCAAACUCAGAAUGCGUCUCUCCAUCAGGCCCAGAAGGUUCGGCGAUCAUAACAUAAUUAGAAAAAAUAUUGACUUUGGCAUAGUUUCGCCUGCUGGUCUCGAUAGACUGAAUUAUACAAUAAUUGGCCGAACUGCCGUUUUUUUAUUCCUCUGAAAACAUUUUUUUUCAAACUCCUCUUAGAGCAUUGGUCCGAUCUUCAGCAAGUUCUCCUCGGAUCAUCUUCAGGUCGCGCUGUCAAAAGAUCACGGACUUUGUGUCGAUAUGCAGAACGUUUUUAGUUUUUUAACGCGCUCGCCGUCAUGCUACCAGACGCUGUAUUUCUGCAAAGCUUCGAAACGCUGACACAUCCAGCUGAAAUCAUUUUAAUAGUGAUCGACUGAAUCAAUCUAAAGCUGUGGGAGCCCUGUUUAAAGUCAACACGAAAACAAGCCAUUUCUGAGUAUUUAUUAAGAACUGAUGAAUCGAUCACAUCCGAACGGGUUUGACCAAUGAUUUCCUUUCUCUUUUCUUUGUAAUAAAGCGCACCGACGCAUCGUUUGAAGUCAUUCUUGCAUUCAGAGACGUCUGUAAUGACCUUCGGUUGGUUUCUGAAGAGAAAUGUGAAGCACAAAGACGACGUGUGUGUAUAUAAACAGACUGGACUGCUGUCAAAGGUUGUCUCGUGUAUAAAAGCUUGUAAUGCAUUCGCUGAUUUGAUUUGACGGCUGUCAUGUGACCACGAUCUGGACCGGAAACACGCUCGGCUCGGCCGAGACAGAUCUGUGAACCAAAAUGCAAUGUACAGUAGAUUAUUUUUAGGAUUAUUAAUCCUGAAAAGUUUGUAAAUACUCAAUAAAUGAAUUCAUGUCAACAA